AUGGGUGACCCACAGAUGGUUUUCAUGAGUCCCCAAACGGAAAACCUGGACUACUUAUACAGUUUGGUGGAUAAGGUAUCACAACAGAUGACAGAGAACAAGAAUAAACGAGCAGAGCUUUUAAGGGAGAUUGACGUGCUAGUCAAUGAAGUGAACCGCACUUCUUCGAAAAAAGCGCCGCGGGAUACGAAUUGGGCUGUAAUUUCGAAUUUUUUGAAACAGCGAAAUAUACAGGUGGAUGACACAGCGAUGACACAGUCUAAUAGAUCCGAGGCCUUUGAAGUGGAAAAACUGCAAAAACAGAACCAGAUUCUGAAGGCGAUGCUGGAAGAAAAACGCGGCAACAAUAACGAGAUGCUGGCGCUAUUGAAAGUCCACGAGGGUUGCUUAUCAGACGUGGUUAGUUUGCUGCGACGCGAUGUGCUUUCGUACCACCAGGGACUAAUAUCCAAAUGUCGCGAGCUUUAUGAAGACCGAAUAUGCGUCCUUGAAGACGAGGAGUUCAAACAGUACAUGAGGAACGUAUCUGACGUUCAGGAACUGUUGGAUAUGUCCGAAAUUUUUCGUCUACUAUUGCGGAUGACCGAAAGCAGCGAAAGCAAGGAAACAUCUAUUUAG
Molecule: messenger RNA, 618 nt
Organism: Lachancea sp. 'fantastica'
Lineage: Eukaryota; Fungi; Ascomycota; Saccharomycetes; Saccharomycetales; Saccharomycetaceae
Source: the annotation of a GenBank genome assembly